AGUCGAAAGAUGGUUAAGUUGGGCAUCGUGUCUUCCCCUCUGCCAAUUUCACAAUAGCUCAUCCUAGUCAUACAGGUGGUUCUAGCGAUUGUUCAAUAUGCAGUUUUCAAGUCUUGCGCUGGUGCUGCUGAGGAAGGCAUUGCUUGCUUCUGGCCAAGACCUCCCUGAUAUACCGUCGAUUGCACCCAGACAAUUCCACUCCAUCACCUUAACUACGUCUGGUCAAAAGCCACCAACUACAUCAAGUUCCACAUCUACUUCAUCAACAUCCACGACAAGCCUAACAUCAUCCACUACAACGAGAUCAAUGUCUUCGGCUUCGUCCGGCACGGGUUACGACUUGGUUGUUAUCGAAAUCUUCACUCAGCCUACAGGUUGCGAUGGAGGGUUCACCGCGGUGCCAUCAGAUACGGACGUGCUCUGGUAGAAUAUCAUGACGCCCGUACCGACUGAGACUGUGACAUCUUGUUACCCGCCUCAGUUCUAUGCCAGCGCCUUAGCCACUAUUUCGCUGCCUCCGUUUCAGCAGUUGGUCUGCCCUUACAAGUUGCAGACUAUUGAUGUCAACUCUA
Trichoderma asperellum CBS 433.97 is the source of this 572-nucleotide messenger RNA. The record is from RefSeq and is a predicted model, not a curated record. NCBI's taxonomy places the organism in Eukaryota, Fungi, Ascomycota, Sordariomycetes, Hypocreales, Hypocreaceae.